AUGCUUCGUCUUCCAGUUGAGUUGGUCCAACUCAUACUUCGGCACUGUGAAACCCCUGCCUAUUUCCAAGCUGCUUUUGCGAGUCGCAGGCUUUUUGAAAUUGCAUCCAGCAGCAGAGAUGUUAUCCUGCUCCAACUACACAAAACCCCGGGGCAUGGCUUCAAGCUUCUCCGGACAACAGAGCUGUUUCGCAUCUUGAUGAAGCGAUCUUUGGAGCAACUAGAUGGCGCCGAAUUCCACACAGAUCGCAAGCUCUAUCAAUUCCAAAACGUGAUCGAUAGCCGGGCAUCAACAUUCGAAGAUUCCAUAGACGAAAACGCGCUGCUUGUCUUCAAAGACAACAGUACCGUUCACCUGGUUCAUAUUGGCAAUGGGAUCCUAACUCAUGAACGUGAAUUUAAAUCUCCAGGAAAAGACAUUGGAAAUGUCGAGGUUCUUCGGACCGCGUUCGAUGGCGACAAUGGUAUCUAUGUGCUGCAUCGAUUCAAGCCAUUCCUCGACCAAGAGCUUGACACCGACCAUCCAUUUGUCAAGCAUGCGCUGCAGUCUCAUCCCCAUGGAGAUAUCUUCAUGACCUAUUAUAAAUUGGAUUCUUUACUUGUUCGCAUGUGUGCCUUCCCCGAUCGUCACGACUACAGGCCUCUAGCUCUAUCUGCUACCCCUGGACAGUUCGCAAUCUCAUGGCAGCACAUAUUGAAUCCCCACGAUUAUAACGUUGAACUUUACACCUGGGUUGAUGAGGGAGAGGAGGAGGAUGAAAGCGACAGAGAGGCCAUUGAGGAAGAUCUGGAGGCUGGGGACACAAAUGAAGAUGCCAAACCAAAGAAUGAGGCAAGCAGAAUUAGAUAUGCCGCUUAUGCGACCAGCUCUCUUGCAGGUUCAGACGGGCAUGACUCAGAUGAUGAUCCUUUCCAGGGCAGAGGGCCCGCGGUGAGGUUGGCUUUCAACGAUCGAGGCCACCAGUUACUCUACCACUACAGGGCUCAAACUCUUUACGGAUCCUUCCAACGACUUCACGCUCCUCAUCAGUCGAGACCGGCAAAGCCACCGAGCGCGAAUGAAUGCAUUGUGCCAUAUUCAAACUCGCUUUCACUGCGAUUCUCUAUUGGGAUUCCGUUCUUUGGUACCCAUGAAUCCCAUAAUUUAUUGCCGGGAGGAAGCUGUCAUUGGCAAUACCUUGCCUUCGGAAUUGCUACUCAUCGGGUCGAAAAAUGGACUGUGGCAUGUCUUUUGAAGUCUGAGGCCUUCCCUCGAGCCCAGCACUGUCACCAUAUCUUUAAUCUUGGCCGCGGAAGGCGUUUUGAUAAUUGGCAGAUUAUGGCGCGGCUUGGGGGAUUUGAAGAAUCGACUACAUCGCACGGAUCUCGUGUGGCUGCUUCACCUCUCGGGACUCGGAUCGCCGUUGCCAAUUGGAAAACGCUCCGUGUCUGGGCACUGGAGCCACAUGAAGUGAUUGCAGGAAACACCACCGGCUACUAUUCACCAUCGUGGGUAUCCGACUCAGGUCUCAUCGAGCUGCGACCUGUUGUUAUCCCGUUAGACGCGGUCUGCUCCCAAUUGAAAUUCACGGACAAAGAAGACGAGCUGGUUGCGAUUACUGACCGUGGGUUGAUGUAUUUGAAUAUUGGUCCCAGCGGUCGAGGUCUUCGACUUGUCGACAGACAGGGACUUGAAUAG
Penicillium arizonense is the source of this 1677-nucleotide messenger RNA. RefSeq names its product F-box domain protein. The record is from RefSeq and is a predicted model, not a curated record. Lineage: Eukaryota; Fungi; Ascomycota; Eurotiomycetes; Eurotiales; Aspergillaceae. The coding region runs from base 1 to 1677 and encodes 558 amino acids. Gene Ontology annotation, molecular function: protein binding. The transcript has a single exon.